AUGCGUGCCCUGCCAGCCCUGGACGCGCCUCAGAAUGAGAGGCUGGUGAUCGAGGACCCCAAGGCCCCCCGGGCCCGGGAUGCGGCGGUGCCGGCACGCAGGAGCGCGGUGGAGAGACUGGCUGCCGACCGCGCCAAGUACGUGCGGGGCCCACCGGGAGGCGGCCCGGGCCCUGCCCCAGAAGGCAGCAGCCCCAGGACGUGCGAUGGGACUGCAGGCGACCCUCGGUCCCCGGCCCGCGUCCCCGGUGUCGUGGCGCGCAGGGCCAUAGCGCGGAAGCCUCUGAGGCCUGACUCGCUGGUCAUCUACCGGCAGAAAUGCGACUUCGUCCGAGUACAGGGCGCCAACAGCUCCAUGGGGGGCCUGGUGCGGAAGCUCUUCCAGGGACCGGGCAAGGACAAGACGCCGGUGCCUCCGGAGACGUCCCGGGUGGGAGAGGAGGUCAGGGCCAGGACGGAGGAGGCUGUCCCGCCCGAGCCCGGCUCUAUGGCGGCCUCCGCGGCCCCCGGCGUCCUCUCCCCCCCGGCGCCUCGCGCGCCCCCCGCGCGCCUUGGGACGCCCCCCAGAGCCCGGGCUGAGCCCCGGGGCCCGGAGCUGCUCGGGACUAGGCGCGGGGGCCUGCAGCGCUCACAGUCAGACCUCAGCUCCCGCUACUCCGCGACCUUGUCGGAAUCUGACACUUUCUUCCAGUUCUGCGGCUUGGAACCCGAGGUGGUGGAGGCUCUCGGGAGGGAGAACUUCUCCGCGGGGUCGGACCGCGUCACACUCAAGGUUCGCAGCGUGAGCGUUGCCACCUCCGACAGCGGCUUCUCCAGGCACAGCGGCGGCGAGGAGGGGCUGCAGGAGGAGGAGCUGACCGAGCAGGUGCCCAGUACCACCUCGGUUGUCGACAGGAACGCCCGCAUCAUCAAGUGGCUGUACACCUGUAAGAAAGCCCGGGAGACGCCUGGCCAGGGGCUGCAGGGCCCGGCGUGACCGCUCGCGGUCUUGGGAGACUUGGACCCCAGGAAGCAAGGCCUCCUGACUGUGGGGGCUCCUGGAAGUAUGUUAUGGAUGACUGGGGACCUCCAGCCAUCCUCACUGCCACAGGGUUUGACCAAUGCAUCCAGAUGGCUGCUUGAUUGCUGUUUCCCCAGGAAUAAAGCAUCCCAUUGAAGAAGUUUACAUAAUUCAGAAGCGUUGAAAUGCUACGGAGAAGAAGGGAACAUGGAAGUUGGAAAUUAGCUGAGCUGUAGUUGCGAAGACACAGCUGAAGCUCUGGGAAAUAUUUUCUUGCUUGAGGUAGACUUAUCCUUGCAUCCAGAGGGCAGCAGAGGAGGGGAAAACUGCCUGGAAAUAUUUUCAGGAGCAUCUUUUUGACUGGCUUACUGACAACGAGGUGCCACGAUGAAUUUGAAUAUCUAAACUUACUUUAAAAAGAAAAAGGGCAAAGAGUAUGAAAAUGAAGCAUGAAUAUUAUAGUAUUUACUGCUUUCAAUCAGACUGGAUUGUUUGGCACCAAUUAAAUCAAAUUUCUGUAAUCA
Suricata suricatta (meerkat) is the source of this 1523-nucleotide messenger RNA. It is a transcript of the gene FAM110C, whose product is annotated as family with sequence similarity 110 member C. Gene Ontology annotation, cellular component: cell cortex. The transcript is spliced from 2 exons. Gene Ontology annotation, biological process: regulation of cell projection assembly; positive regulation of cell migration. The record is from RefSeq and is a predicted model, not a curated record. Lineage: Eukaryota; Metazoa; Chordata; Mammalia; Carnivora; Herpestidae. Gene Ontology annotation, molecular function: alpha-tubulin binding. Bases 1 to 975 code for a protein of 324 amino acids.